Staurois parvus is the source of this 386-nucleotide messenger RNA. The record is from the annotation of a GenBank genome assembly. Lineage: Eukaryota; Metazoa; Chordata; Amphibia; Anura; Ranidae.
UGGAGAGAUACCCGGAAAGCAAACUUGCGAGCCGACCGCAGGGGUUGGACCCGGCCCUGGUACUAUGAACAGACCCUGGAGCAGAGGAGGCUGCAGGAGGAGCGGGUGGCCAUCCGGGCGAGACUGAAGAGAGAAUAUCAACUGGAACUUAACAACCCCAUAGGAAGGGGCUGGUGCAAGACCCGGCGGUGGAACGAUGGAUGUUCGCACGCAAUUACAACAUUUUGCCCAACGCCAGACUGACCCCUAAAGUGUGUCUGCGCGGCGCCCUGUCCUUCGCUGGACCUUUGCUCUUCUUGUACGUUGUCGCAGGCUGGGAUCGGGCACGGAAGGAGAGGGAGUUUAAGGAAGGAAAGGACGACAAUCCCUUUUCAUUUACACUCUGA